This is a messenger RNA of Acomys russatus (golden spiny mouse), 572 nucleotides long. RefSeq names its product ATP synthase F(0) complex subunit C1, mitochondrial-like. NCBI's taxonomy places the organism in Eukaryota, Metazoa, Chordata, Mammalia, Rodentia, Muridae. The record is from RefSeq and is a predicted model, not a curated record. The coding region runs from base 75 to 464 and encodes 129 amino acids. Gene Ontology annotation, biological process: proton motive force-driven ATP synthesis; proton transmembrane transport. The transcript has a single exon. Gene Ontology annotation, molecular function: proton transmembrane transporter activity.
GUCAGUCACCUUGAGCAGGGAGAGUGCUGUGGGCCAACCAGGGGCUGCAGGGGAGUGGGAGUGCAGAUUGAAAAAUGCAGACUACCAAGGCACUGCUGGUUUCUCCAGUUCUGAUCCGCUCCUGUACCAGGGGUCUAAUCAGGCCUAUGUCUUCCUCCCUUCUGAAUAGACCAGAGGCCCCAUCUAAACAGCCUUCCUGCAGCAGCUCCCCUCUCCAGGUGGCCAUUAUUUCCUGGGACAUUGACACAGCAGCCAAGUUUAUUGGUGCUGGGGCCGCCACAGUUGGUGUGGCUGCAUCAGGGGCUGGCAUCGGAACAGUGUUUGGUAGUUUGAUUAUUGGCUAUGCCAGGAACCCGUCUCUCAAGCAGCAGCUCUUCUCCUACGCCAUCCUGGGCUUUGCCCUGUCUGAGGCCAUGGGGCUCUUCUGUUUGAUGGUUGCCUUCCUCAUCCUCUUCGCCAUGUGAGGCUCCAUGGGGUCACCCAGCCGUCCCUGCUGCUCUGACUCCAUGCCAAUCCCAGUGCUGGAGUGUGCUAAGCUUUACCAUUAAACAACAACGUUUCUCUAAAAAAAA